Octopus sinensis (East Asian common octopus) is the source of this 2182-nucleotide messenger RNA. RefSeq lists its product as uncharacterized. The transcript has 17 exons. Bases 108 to 1832 code for a protein of 574 amino acids. NCBI's taxonomy places the organism in Eukaryota, Metazoa, Mollusca, Cephalopoda, Octopoda, Octopodidae. The record is from RefSeq and is a predicted model, not a curated record.
CGACACGGAACUUACCUUUCGCCCAAAUAGUUUUUACCUAGGUCAUCCGGCGCUCUGAUCUGGUUUACCAGUAAGAACAGUAUUCGAUUGUCGUUUGUUAAAGCGACAUGUCUUUGGGAAACGAGGAGAAAGACAUCAACGUUCCGAAAUGGUUAUCAGACUGUAAAGAAGCGAUCACAUCUUCUUCGGAAUGGAAACAAUACAUUUUGACAUUAAACGAUGCCAUAAGACAACAGUUGGAAGACAGCCAUGUACCAUUCUUUACUGAUCUGAGCCAGACCAGCAGAAUUCAUUUCGUGGACACAGCAAUGAGAGCCACAGAAAAUGGUACAGAUUACAGAUCAAUACACGACAAAGUAACCAGUCUGGUCAAUCACCAUCUUCACACUUCAGCCAUCUCUCAUUCUCAUCGACCUCACACCAAACCUCAAGGGAUUAUUCAACAAACCUAUGAAGGUAUAGAAUACCUACUUCACCGCUGGCCCUUCCUCAGGUCUAAAUUGACCAUUUUCUUUAACUGUCCUCUACCAAAACACCUACGUCACUUAAUCUGGAAGACUUUCUUAGCAGAUGCAAACGUUUCUCACAAGUUUCUGGCCCAAUGUAAGGAUGAUCCAGAUAAACGAAAGCUAUUCAAUCCAGAAAUAUCAGAAAACUGCAGAAAAUUUAUUAGAAGAAUAAACCUGCAAGGAUUAAAUGGUUCUGAGGGUGCAUUUUAUUGUAUGAAAAGCAUUCUAGCAUUUUACCUGUUGGUUGCAGAACAACCAGUGUCUCUGGAUCCCAAGGAAUAUUUCAUCACUGUACCAUUCCUUCUAGUUGCUAUGCAACAUAUCCAAAUUACAAAUCCAGUCCCUGACAAAGUUCUUUCACUUCUGAUUGAAGAAUAUUGCUCAUUCAAGAAGAACCUUCCUAUGUUUGUACAAGAUUCUGACAAGGAUUUAAAAUCUUUUACCAAAAACGUUAUACAAACAUUGAGGCAGAAAUACCCAAAUGCAGAACAAGUGGUUGCCCAAAAAUGUGGUGGAGUACAUGAAGAAGCUGCUAUCACAUCCGACAUUGACAGGGAAUUCAUUCAAAAGAUGUCUAUUUUGCUGAAACCGGUCAUCCAGAAUAUGUUUGUUGUUUACUUUAAUCUGGAAACUCUUCUGUAUGUCUGGGAUCAGUAUAUCAUCACAGCCGACAACACAAGCUUCCAAAACUCUUGGCUGAUUGCUGUGACUGCUAUUUCAUUGAAUUGUCUCAAAGGCUAUCUGAGAAAUACCACAUCAGCUGACAUUAAUUUAAUACUUCUUGAAAACUGGCCCAUGAUCACAGUUUUGGAUAUACAAUUUGAGGUAAAGAAUAAAUUCAAUGAAGAAUUUGAAAGUCUUUUAAAUGUCGGUCAGCAGAGAAAGAUGACCUUCCUUGACCCAUCUCUCAACAACACUUUCUGGCAGAAAUGGUACACCUCCCCAUCUCUAGAAUACACCCAACCUCAAGACAGACGUCUGUUCAAAGAGAUUCUGCAUGCAGAAAAAGAAAGAAUCAAUCAACAAUUGGAAAGAAAUCAACUGGAAAUCCAGAGAGAGAAACUUCAAUACAAGCAACAAUUAGAAGAAAUCCUGGAACAAUCUAGAAACGAGAAACAACUGAUGCUGAGAGAACAGAACAGUUUACAAGAGAAACUAAAUAAAGAGAUAGCAGAUCACAAAACAUGUUCACAGGAUGCAGCAAUUAAAAUAGCUGAACUCAAUGCAGAAUUACAAACCCUCAGGGAACUAAGUCUUAAAUUUCCUGAUUCCACGAGGGAUCAUGCUGAAAAUACAAAUCCUUCUUCUGCAAGAACCUGUUAAACCUAAAUCAAAGAUAUGAGAAAAAAAAGAGAGAGUUAAACCUGAAUACUUGAGAACCGGAAUUGAAUCCAUUUGUGACAACCACCAGGAAUUAUGAGUUGUGUAUCGUGAGUCAACAGAGAAGGCAAUACAUGGUCGUCAUUCAAGCUGAUAGAAAUAGUCCUCAAAUCUCCCUCAAAUUACGCCUUAUAUUUUUAAAAAUGUAUUAUAACACUUUGAAGAAUGUAAUCCUAGAUAUACAACAGAACAGGAUGGUCAUGACUGGAACACAUCAUAGGACUUUGCAAACAUAACCUGGAUAUCACAUGGUUGUCCUAAAUACAAAGCGUGAUAUCUGAUCUCAAUAAACU